GAAAAUUCAACUAUAUAAAAAGAGAUUUUGUAUAUCAUUGGUGUCAUACUAGGAUUAGUGUGAAAUAACAUUGACACUGUAAAACAGUGACUAAAAGAGACAUAUGCCUUGUUUGAAAGAUCACCGUGACUUUGUUGUUGUAUUCUUUCUUUUUAUAGUGUAUUCUUUUGCUCAGGGGGAGCCCAGGGUAUUUUGCCAUUUAUUAAAAGGACAAUUAGAUCACUCUGCAUUAUUUCAAAUUACUCAAGAAGGCACAGAAAAUAGCUACUUGUGAACAUGCUGUCUUGUUUAUCCAACUUAUAUAAUGAACUGAGAUCCCAAUAAGAAAGAGGAAUUACACCACAGGAGGAGAAUCCAUUGUCAGACUUUAAAAACUAAUUGUGGUUUACUCUUACACAUAGAUCUAUUCAACAGAUAUUUGUUGAGCAUCUACGCUAUGCCAGGCAUUAUUUUAGAUGUUAGGGAUAUAACAGGGAACCACACAAAAUUCUAGCACUCAGGGGCGAUACAGAAAACAAGAAUAUAUAUCUGUGCUACAUCAGAUGGUAAUCCAUGCCAGGGAGGGAAAAAAAGGCAGGAAAAAUGAUAUAGAAAGUAUCUUUAUAUGCAUUUCCCCAAUCUGAAAAUUUCAUAAAAUAACUCUUUGCCCUUAAACUGGAAUGAACUUGUGAAUUUUUCCUUCAUGUAAUUCAACUAACUGGAACCACUGUUGGUAUAUAGGCUGCCUAGAAAUUGAAAUAAAUUCUUUUUGUCUGAGAUACGGUUAGGAAAUUGCAUGGCUAUAUGUUUUUAUAGUGAUAGGAUUACCAAUCACUAUUAUGUGUUCUUUCACUUCUCAGUUUCUCUCAGACUAACCUGCCUACACUCUAGAAGGUAGGGCCAAGUCAGGGCUGUUUACUGAUGUAUUUCAGAACCUGGCAAGUAGUGACAAUAUUUCUUUGGGUGAAGGAGUGAAUAAUCAUAAUUGCAUGUUUCAAAAACUGCAUCAUCUCCUCUAAACAGUUUCCAAACUCCUAAAAGCAGAAUAGAAAGAACAAACGUAACAAUUCGUUUUGAAGUAAAAACAACACAUGGUGGCGCUGUAGGCUAAGGUUUAACAACAAAACAAAAUUGCCUGUUAAAUGCUAAGACCUCUACUUCAGACCUCAUUCGCCCAAGAGGAAAGCCUGUAAGCAGAGCUCCGACCAGUAAGUCUCCAGAGAAUGCUGCUCACCCGCAUUUCCGGACAGGUUAUCAACUGACAGAUCGAUCACUAGCUCAGUCCUGAGGGAGUUCUGGUCCCUGUUUCUGGAAAGGCGUGUGCAUAAGAAGAUGGAGACCAGAGGGGACCGCGUUCCUACACAAAGGCAAGUCCUGAUUCUCCUUCUCUUACCGGGAGUGGCUCUGGCAGGCUGGGAACCCCGCCGCUAUUCCGUGAUGGAGGCAACAGAAAUUGUGGCCAACCUGGCCAAGGACCUAGGGCUAGGAGUUGGGGAGCUAGCCGCGCGGGGCGUCCGCGUGGUCUCUGAGGAUAACAAACCACGCUUGCAGCUUCAUUUGCAGACCGGGGAACUGACAUUAACCGAGAAACUGGACCGGGAGGAGCUGUGCGGCCCCACUGAGCCCUGCGUGAUGCAUUUCCAAGUGUUAUUGAAAAAACCAAUGGAAGUAAUUCGAGCUGAGCUGCUGGUGAAAGACAUAAAUGAUCAUUCUCCUGAGUUUCCUGAAAGAGAAAUGACCCUGAAAAUCCCAGAGAAUAGCCCUCCUGGGACAGUGUUUCCUCUGACAAAAGCUCAGGAUUUGGACGUGGGUAACAACAAUGUUCAAAAGUAUGAUAUUGGUCCCAACUCUCAUUUCCAUGUUUCCACGCAUGACCGGGGGGACGGCAGAAAAUACCCAGAGCUGGUGCUGGACAAAGACCUGGAUCGCGAGGAGCAGGCUGAGCUCAGACUCACUCUCACAGCGCUGGAUGGCGGCUCUCCUCCCCGAUCUGGCACCAUCCAGAUCCGCGUCUUGGUCAUGGACGUCAACGACAACGUCCCUGAGUUUGCGCAGACGCUUUAUGAGGUGCAGGUCCCGGAGAACAGCCCGGUAGGCUCCCUGGUUCUCAAGGUCUCCGCUACGGAUUUAGACACAGGGACAAAUGGAGAGAUUUCAUACUCACUUUUCUAUAGUUCACAGGAGGUUGGCAAAACUUUUGAGCUAAGCAACUCUUCAGGGGAUAUUCGACUAAUUAAAAAACUAGAUUUUGAGACAAUAUCCUCAUAUGAGUUAGAUGUAGAGGCGACUGAUGGCGGGGGUCUUUCUGGGAAAUGUUCUGUGUUGAUUAAGGUGUUAGAUAUCAACGACAACCCCCCGGAACUGACUAUAUCGUCACUUACCAACCCUAUUCCAGAAAAUUCUCCCGAGACAGAAGUGGCUCUGUUUAGGAUUCGAGACCGAGACUCUGGGGAGAAUGGAAGGAUGGCUUGCUCUAUCCAGGACGAUGUCCCUUUCAUACUGAAACCUUCCAUAGAGAAUUUCUACAGGCUGGUAACAGAAGGGGCUCUGGACAGAGAGAGCCAAGCCGAGUACAACAUCACCAUCACCGUCACAGACCUGGGCACACCCAGGCUGACCACAGAGCACAGCAUAACAGUGCUGGUCUCCGACGUCAACGACAACGCCCCCGCCUUCACCCAGGCCUCCUACACCCUGCUGGUCCGCGAGAACAACAGCCCCGCCCUGCACAUCGGAACCAUCAGCGCCACAGACGCAGACGCGGGCACCAACGCCCAGGUCACCUACUCGCUGCUGCCGCCCCACGACCCGCAGCUGGCCCUGGCCUCGCUGGUGUCCAUCAACGCCGACAACGGCCAGCUGUUCGCGCUCAGGUCGCUGGACUACGAGGCCCUGCGCGCCUUCGAGUUCGGCGUGCGCGCGGCAGACCGCGGCUCGCCCGCGCUGGACCCCAGCGACAACGCGCCCUUCGGUCUCUACCCGCUGCAGAACGGCUCUGCGCCCUGCACCGAGCUGGUGCCCAGGGCGGCCGAGGCGGGCUACCUGGUGACCAAGGUGGUGGCGGUGGACGGCGACUCGGGCCAGAACGCCUGGCUGUCGUACCAGCUGCUCAAGGCCACGGAGCCCGGGCUGUUCGGCGUGUGGGCGCACAAUGGCGAGGUGCGCACCGCCAGGCCGCUGAGCGAGCGCGACGCCGCCAAGCACAGGCUGCUGCUGCUGGGCAGGGAACAUGGGGAGGCGCAGCCUGCGUGGCUGCUGUUCGUGGCGGCGCGGCUGUGCAGGAGGGCCAGGGCGGCCUCGCUGGGGGGCUGCUCGGUGCCCGAGGGCCCCUUCCCGGGCCACCUGCUGGACGUCAGCGGCACUGGGACCCUGUCCCACAGCUACCAGUAUGAGGUGUGUCUGAGGGGCGACUCUGAGAGUCAGGAGUUCAAAUUCUUGAAGCCUAUCUUCCCCAAUAUUCUGGUCCAGGACUCUGGGAGGAUAUCAGAGGGUAAUCCAGCAUUCCAAAGUAAUUUAGGCAUUUGAAAAUUUCACACUAUGUUAGUUUUGUCUUCUUUUUUUUUUACUUGAUUUUUAAAAACUUGGGAGAAAUAUUUAUAUCUCCUUUUUUCCUUCUAUGUCUAUAUCCUUUUGUGAUGUUACUAUUUGAUUUAUUGGCCUGGUCAUCACAUAAUUAUUUUUUCCAAUUAUUGUGUUAUUAGUAGAUAUUUUGUGUUAGGAAUUUUCAUAUUCCUGAGUUAAACUUUGCUGCUUAUUCUCAAAGGAUAAUAUGAAAAUUAAUUCCUCCUAAUAACAAUAAUUGUAAAAGUAUGUUACACACCAUAUGAAGCUACCUAAGAAUGUGGAAGUCCUUUUACCAUACUUUAUUUGUUAAAUAUUGGAAGUCUUUUUAGUUUGUAGUAUUUAUAGAUUUUCCAAUUACCCUAUUUCUGUUUGGAGUGCAAUCUGUUCAUAUUUAUCCUAGUCUAGUUUUUUUUUCCCAAGGACCCUAUUUGGAUUUUCAUUUUCCA
Molecule: messenger RNA, 3989 nt
Organism: Tupaia belangeri chinensis (Chinese tree shrew)
Lineage: Eukaryota; Metazoa; Chordata; Mammalia; Scandentia; Tupaiidae
Product: protocadherin beta-15-like
Biological process (GO): homophilic cell-cell adhesion
Cellular component (GO): plasma membrane
Molecular function (GO): calcium ion binding
Source: RefSeq, a predicted model, not a curated record